Iphiclides podalirius (scarce swallowtail) is the source of this 273-nucleotide messenger RNA. NCBI's taxonomy places the organism in Eukaryota, Metazoa, Arthropoda, Insecta, Lepidoptera, Papilionidae. The record is from the annotation of a GenBank genome assembly.
AUGUCCGGUGCGGGCGCGGGGCCGCGGCGCGGGCGUGGCUGCGGUGCGGCGCGGGCGCGGGCGCGGCGCGGCUCGCCGACUGGCGGCUCUAGCGCCGCGCGCCGCGGUGCUUGCGGUGCGCUCGCGGCGCGCGGCCCCACCACAGCGCCGCCAGCGCCAGCGCCGCUGCCACGUCUCGCCGCGCUCUGCCACACCAACACGCCGCGCGCGUCACUCACCACUCACCCAUUCACCCACACGCCCGACACUCCGCUCUUCGCCAAGGUCGGUCUG